AUGACGAGUCCUGAGAGACGGAAAGGGCCAAACUUUUACAAUCCGUGUGAUCACAAUAAUCAAAAUCCAUUCCAAACUAUAAACAAACCAACAAAAAACUUAAAAUCAACCGAGUGUAUGUUCAAAAGUGCAAAUUUCGAACCAUUCAUAAAAUACUUUAAACAAGAACGAAUCAAACUUGGCUACACUCAGUCGGAUAUCAGUCAAUUGAUGGAGGAAAAAGGGAUCUCCAUAUCACAGACCACUGUGUGCCGUUUCGAGUCAAACCAACUGUCAUUCUCAACUCAAAACAAACUGAUAAACAUUUUUAGAAAGUGGUUGCUGUCCUUAAGAUCGUCAGACCAGAAAACCGCUUUAAUAUACUCAUUCGAGGAAAUCAAAAAACGAAAAAAGCGAACUUCGUUUGACUGUGCUGAAAAAACAUUUCUUGAAAAUUGGUUUCGCGAGGAUCAAAGACCUUCCCCCAGAUCGUUAACCGACAUUGCCGAGUUGCUGUCCAUUGAGGAGGACGUCGUCAGAAUUUGGUUUUGUAAUAGACGUCAGAGACUAAAAAAAUAUCAUAUAUAA
Messenger RNA from Octopus sinensis (East Asian common octopus), 567 nucleotides. Its product is annotated as POU domain, class 3, transcription factor 3-like. Gene Ontology annotation, biological process: regulation of transcription by RNA polymerase II. NCBI's taxonomy places the organism in Eukaryota, Metazoa, Mollusca, Cephalopoda, Octopoda, Octopodidae. Bases 1 to 567 code for a protein of 188 amino acids. The transcript has a single exon. Gene Ontology annotation, molecular function: RNA polymerase II cis-regulatory region sequence-specific DNA binding; DNA-binding transcription factor activity, RNA polymerase II-specific. The record is from RefSeq and is a predicted model, not a curated record.